Leguminivora glycinivorella is the source of this 1361-nucleotide messenger RNA. RefSeq lists its product as uncharacterized. The transcript has 5 exons. Gene Ontology annotation, biological process: negative regulation of G2/M transition of mitotic cell cycle. NCBI's taxonomy places the organism in Eukaryota, Metazoa, Arthropoda, Insecta, Lepidoptera, Tortricidae. The record is from RefSeq and is a predicted model, not a curated record. The coding region runs from base 111 to 1160 and encodes 349 amino acids.
UUUGACAGUUGACUUAAAACGUCAACGUCAAUUUUCUAACCUAAUCACUCGAGUCUUGAUAUUGAUACACCAGCUGCUGUUGUAUAUAUCGAAAAUAACUACAAAACAAUAUGCCGGACUCCGAAUCAAAGAAAAAUCAGCAAAAGAAAGGAAAACAUGACCCCAAAGAGCAAAGAAAACCUCGCCAGCAGAGGAAUCAAGGUGCAGGUGAAAAGAAAUCUGAAAGAAGAACAGAAGAGCCUAAAGUUGCCAUUCCUGAAAAACCAGCAUUUGAGGAGCCCGGGCCAGAAUUCUACAAAGGCUUGAAAAGAGAAACUGAUGACAUUCUGAAAAUAACUGAAGAUGCCAACUCUAAGUACAAGAAGAAAGAAAUUAAAAGCAACUGGUCUAAAUAUGAGGUUCCAAUUGAGAGUUAUGAUGAUAUUGAGGAGCAGGAAAAUUUGGGGGCAGAUUACGAGAAACUCAUCCAGGCACCCAUGUCACUCGGUGGCCAUUUCCAAUUCAAACAUGAGAAAUCCUGGGACAUCACCACAGGCCCAUCCCUGUAUGACAAAUACUUCGACAUCACCGGCAAUGAUCUCGCCACUGCGCUCUGUACCAUACCAUUCUAUGAGAGAAAUAGUAUUGAUAAGAAUAUAUUCUCUGAAACAGAUAUACAGACCAUGGAUCAUCGCACAUCUCGAUAUAAACAUAAGUACUUCAAAAUAGCGACAACGGAAUCAGAAAUUCAAGAUAAACUAAUCAAUAGUUUGAAAGAAGAUUUCAAAGAAUCAGUAGAAAGCAAAUUCGAUGAAAAUGAUAAGGAGUCUGAAGUAGAUAAAAAGAAUGAAAUUAUCUUUGAAGAAUCAAAACCGACUAAGACUGAACCUUCUAGUAAUCAAGUAGAAAUAUUAUUCAAAAGUAAUCAAGAACAACAUAAAAUAGAGCCAAUAGUUAAAGAUAAUAAGGAAUGUAGUGAAAUAAACGACAUUGAUGAUAUUAUUGUUGACUCAACUAAAAAUUUGAAUUUAAAUAAGAAGCUAGAAGUCACUAAGUCAAACCCUGCCCCUGAGAAAGUUGUAAACACAGCUGUACCUGCUUCUGCAGAACCCACGAAAAAACCAGUAAUAGAAUCUCCCGAAGAUCUUGAAAAGUGGCUAGAUGACUUCUUAGAAGAAUAACAUCAUUUUGGAAAUUAUGGGAACAGGCGUGUGUAAAUGUUUAUGUGUGCCUUGGCCGUUUCGAUGGCGUACAGAUAACCAGGGGCCGAUUUUUGAAUCCCAGCCAUUCGAUUUCGUGAAAUUCGUUCAAUAAUAUUACUACUAGCGAUUUAAAUUCUACUAACAGAAUCGAAAACGAGUUACCGCUAGUUAGGGUCCCGU